UCUCUCUCUCUCUCUCUCUCUCUCUAACUCUAAAUCUAUAUAUUUGAACACCUACCCCCAAAUCAUCUUUCACUCAUCAAAAACCAACCCAAUGGAACUCGCACAUUUCUUGUUCGGCAUUUUCGGGAAUGCGACUGCGUUGUUUCUUUUCUUGGCGCCUGUGAUAACAUUUCGAAGAAUCAUUGGGAGCAAAUCAACAGAGGACUUCUCAGGCGUCCCUUACGUCUCCACCCUACUCAACUGUCUCUUAGCUGCAUGGUACGGCCUCCCCUUUGUGUCACCUCACAACAUCUUGGUGAGCACCAUUAAUGGGGCUGGAGCUACUAUAGAGUUUGUCUUUGUCACAAUCUUCCUCAUCUAUGCAAAUCAGAAGAAGGUCAGGGUCAAAAUUUUUGGCCUCCUGUGCAUUGCCCUCUCUGUUUUCGCCCUCGUCGUGCUCAUCUCUCUCUUCGCGCUCCAUGGCCAGAGCCGGAAGCUCUUUUGUGGCCUUGCGGCCACCAUAUUCUCGAUAUGCAUGUACGCCUCUCCCCUCUCUGUCAUGAGGAUGGUGAUACGCACGAAGAGCGUGGAGUUCAUGCCUUUCUUUCUCUCUCUAUUCGUCUUCUUGUGCGGUACUUCGUGGUUCAUAUACGGCCUCAUCGGGCGUGACCCCUUUAUCUAUACUCCAAAUGGGUUCGGGUGCGCCCUAGGGACCAUACAGCUGAUACUGUACGCCAUAUAUAGAAAGAGGGGACCUAUGGAGGGGGAGGGGGAGGGGAAGGGGAAGGAGGGCGAAGCAUUGGAGAUGGGGUAUGCGAAGUCAGUUGAUGGGCAGCAGAACCAUGAUGCGACCAAGGUCUCUGCUUGAUUUUCUCGCUUUUCUUUCUUGCUUUAUUUUCUCUUUCUGCAUGCUGUUUGUUUUCUACUAGUGUAGUCACUAUCUAUCACUCCAGGUUCAAUUCAAUGAAACGGAAAAUCAAAAUAAAUCAAUCUCUCUCUCUCUC
Molecule: messenger RNA, 983 nt
Organism: Amborella trichopoda
Lineage: Eukaryota; Viridiplantae; Streptophyta; Magnoliopsida; Amborellales; Amborellaceae
Product: bidirectional sugar transporter SWEET1
Biological process (GO): carbohydrate transport
Cellular component (GO): membrane
Molecular function (GO): sugar transmembrane transporter activity
Source: RefSeq, a predicted model, not a curated record